This is a messenger RNA of Scophthalmus maximus (turbot), 4024 nucleotides long. It is a transcript of the gene tom1l2b, whose product is annotated as target of myb1 like 2 membrane trafficking protein. The coding region runs from base 100 to 1677 and encodes 525 amino acids. The record is from RefSeq and is a predicted model, not a curated record. The transcript has 15 exons. Gene Ontology annotation, cellular component: membrane; endosome. NCBI's taxonomy places the organism in Eukaryota, Metazoa, Chordata, Actinopteri, Pleuronectiformes, Scophthalmidae. Gene Ontology annotation, molecular function: phosphatidylinositol binding; clathrin binding; ubiquitin binding. Gene Ontology annotation, biological process: signal transduction.
UCACGUUGGUCUGUGGGCGGGAUUUGCUGGACGUUUCCUCAUGUAUCAGUAUCAUCAUCAUCAUCAUCCCAUGGACUGACUUAUUUGUUGUCGAGCAAGAUGGAGUUCCUUUUGGGAAAUCCUUACAGUACCCCAGUGGGGCACUGUAUAGAGAGAGCCACUGAUGGCUCCCUGCAGAGUGAAGACUGGACCCUCAACAUGGAAAUAUGUGACCUCAUUAAUGAAACAGAGGAUGGGCCAAAGGAUGCCAUUAGAGCAGUGAAGAAGAGGCUGAAUGGCAACAGGAACUAUAGAGAAGUGAUGUUUGCUUUAACGGUCCUGGAGACGUGUGUGAAGAACUGCGGCCAUCGUUUUCAUGCCUUGGUCACAAGCAGGGACUUUGUCGAUGGCGUGCUCGUUAAAAUCAUCUCCCCUAAAAACAACCCACCUACAAUCGUUCAAGACAAAGUACUCGCCCUGAUUCAGGCAUGGGCUGAUGCAUUCAGGAGCAGCCCAGACCUCACUGGGGUGGUCCAAAUCUAUGAGGAGCUAAAGAGGAAAGGAAUUGAGUUCCCCAUGUCAGACCUGGAGACCCUCUCGCCCAUACACACACCUCUGCCGGCUGCAUCUGCUCCAGAGGGCGACUCCACCCUUCACAAGUACAGCGCCACUCCUCAGCCCCCACCACAAGCUGUCCCGCCAGCCUACACUGAGGCUCAGGUCCCCCACAUUCAUGCCGCUGGAUCCAUCAAUCCUACACCAGAACAGAUUUGCCAGCUGCGCAGCGAGUUGGACGUUGUUCGCGGAAACACUAAGGUGAUGUCAGAGAUGUUGACUGAGAUGGUCCCAGGACAAGAGGACGCAUCGGACUAUGAGUUACUACAGGAGCUGAACAGGACUUGUAGAGCCAUGCAACAGAGGAUAGUUGAGCUCAUCUCUUGUGUUUCCAGUGAAGCUGUGACCGAGGAGCUGCUGCAUGUCAACGACGACCUUAACAACAUUUUCUUACGCUACGACCGGUACGAGAGGUUUAGGUCCGGGAGGUCUUCAGCUCAGAGUGUCAACAAUGGGGUCCUGAGCGAGGCUACGGAGGACAACCUGAUAGACCUCGGCCCGGGCUCCCCCGCGGUGGUCAGCAACAUGCCCAGCGCAGCCCUGACCAGCCUGCCCUCCACCAUCACUGUCCCUGCAGGGAGGCCUGCCUCGCCAGCCACCUUGGCCUCUCACCUGGCUGGUCUUGAUGUGGGUGCAGACAGUGUGAGCAGCACCCUGAGCUCUCUGUCCAGCUGUAAGCCUCCUCCUCCUCAGGACGACUUUGAUGUGUUCGCUCAAACCAGGAAAGGAGCUGUGUCGGAACCACGCAAGAAUACCGCAGCAGAAGACAGCCUCGCCCCCGGCAGCCUUCCUCCCACUCUGGACGUCCUACAACCAACUGCAGGAGGGGGUGUCGGUGGCCAGUCCUCUGUCAUGGAUGACAUAGAGGAGUGGCUGUGUACUGAUGUGCAAGGAGAUGAAGGAGAUGAAGGCGAGGAAGGUGUGACAAGUGAAGAGUUCGACAAGUUCCUCGAGGAGAGAGCCAAAGCCGCGGAGACGGUCCCCAGCCUACCAUCGCCCCCCAGUGGGGACCCAGGUGCGGCGCAGGGAACCCCCAGCCGCAAGAAACCCGACAGGCCAGAGGACGCUUUGUUUGCCAUGUAGACAUCUGACCUUUGAUCCCCCCCAGCCCGAACCAGCCGAGCAGCAUCAUCCGAGGACAGACUGACCUGACGCAUCCACUUCCAAUUUGAAUCACCGCGACACAGUUCAGUUUCACUACAGAGAUUUGUUCAUGCUUUUUUUGUUUUAAGGGAAUUAUUCAUGCUCUCAGUUAGCUCCCCAUUAGAGAAGGAAAACCAGAUUUGAUUCGCCACCAGACAAUGAUCUGACCCACAUGAUGACCAGCGUCGGAGGCAAUGAGGCAGCCUGUGUAUCACCGUUUCUGUGUGAAGACUCUCCUCCCCCUGCUGUGGACUGCACAGCUUCAUCUUGCAGCUAAUCCUCAUCGUAAAAUGUUUUAUUUAAAAGAAAGAAGAAGAAAAAAAAAGAGUCAUUGUCAUAAGUAGGAGACCUAUUUCCUUCCUUUCAAAGCAUGAAUUAAGACCAUCAAUGUUGAUCAUGUAUGUUUUUAUGAUUUAAAGAACCCACCUGCUGCAGAAACACUGAGCAUACCUGCACAUGUAUUGUUUUGGUGUUUGUAUCAGUACCUUGGCAAAGUCAGUCUAAGUUGGAUUGUAAAUCUGUAAAUGGCAAAAUGUCAAGUUUGUUAGUUUGUGUAUAUUUAAGCUACAAGAUGUAUGAAAGAGAUGUUGAUUUAAUGUAGAUUUUUGAAUGGGGUUUUAUGUUUGCAGCUACUCUUACAAUAGGGAUGUGCCUCAAGAAAAGGGUGCAAGAAAAAGGGAACAGUGUAGAUUUGAUCACUCACAAAACUCUGAAUCAAGAAGAUGAAGAAGGGAAUUUAGUUAUUGUGAUUUGUAUAAUCGCAAAUCGAACCACCGAAUGUUAUUUUCCUUUUAAAGCUGUCUCCCCGUGUUGUAGAUUUUUUGUCCUUUACAAAUGUAACCGCAGAUGUUUGACGAUAUGUCGACGGCGACAAAAGAUUUAUUGAGAUUAUUUUGCUGAGAUUUUAUUAGCCUGACGCUGCUGUAGUCGGUCUGACUUCCAUCUGCUGAACAUCACGGGCCAGUUCUUCUGGUUGAUGUGAACGUGUGUGUGCUGGAGAAGGAAACAAAUAUAUUUUUGUGGUCAUUGAAUGUCGUGACAGGAAGUGCUGACGUUAUUUUCAACAGGAUCCCAGUCAAGAGUCACUGGCACCUGGAGAGAUGAUAGUGUAUGUUGUCUGUUGUAAGGGACCAAAGUUCUGGAUGUGUCAUGUCUUUGACCUAGAAUCCCCAGCUUUAUACUGUAUGUAUGAGGGAAUAUAUGGUUGAAUAUCGCACUACAAAAGCUGUUUUUUUAUUUUAUGCAUUUCUCCGUUCUUUCUACACGCUGACAUCUUAAAAGGCCUGACCUUUCAAACAUUGACAUUUGUUUCCAGAAAUGAGUUUGCCGCAGACGCGCCGCCACAAAUGAGACAUUUUACUCUUGACAACAACAACAUGCAACGUGUUACACAAUCGCAACAAGCGGAAAACAAGCGUGCACUUUGACAGCCGCGUUACCUUUUCGACUUGUGCUGUAAGUCAGCGAGCACUUAACCAGAUGGAAGUAGUGGGAAACGUUUGGGGGAGAGAAAAAAAAAUUGUAUUCACCACUGCGUCUUUUGUUUUUGUUUUCUUCAGAUCAGUAUUUUAAAUUUAUUUGUUGUAAAAUGUGGAAUGAGCUGAAAUGUUUUGAGUAAGUAUGAGAAAUUGUCAUAAUGAUAUAUUUUAAGUGUUUUUGGCUUUUGUGAUGGGAGUUCAGAUUUUUCCUUUUUCUACAUUACUGCUGGCUAAUGUAUCCUCUUUGUCAUGUUUAUUGGUUUUGUGGGUAAUCACGUUGGCUUGAACGUGUCCAUCCAGUGAACGUGUAGACGUGGUUUAUCAUCGCUGAUUUGUAGCUGUAAGAGAAACGCACCAGUCGCUUCGCUUAUCUCAUGAAGAAAACAUACUUGUGAUCGAUGACUGGCACGCAACAAAGCGGACAUGCUCAUCCUUCUUGGGACACUUUCGACAAACCGUCAACAUUGCACAUUGUGAAAGGGAAAUCUCCUUCCUCAUGUUUUCUUGUUUGUUUCUUGUGUUAAAAACUACGUGUGUGUGUGUGUGAAGCCUCCAACUGUGUGUUGAAAGAAUACAUGUCACCGUCCUGAGCUCAAGAUGGUGAAUCUCCGCGCAGUUUGUCAUCUCAGACCUGUUUUGCAGAGGAACAGUACGUUUCUUUGUGUCACUAGAUAACAUAACGAGAGAAGCCUGAAAUGGAGGCCGUGCUUGUCGGCAACUUUACUCAGCUGCCGCAUCUCUCAUUUCUCUUUGUGUUGUUUGACUUCUGCAUGGACUCUAAUAAAACAUUAGCAGUGUGUGAUCAGAAA